Brassica napus (rape) is the source of this 915-nucleotide messenger RNA. RefSeq names its product glycine-rich protein 23. The record is from RefSeq and is a predicted model, not a curated record. The transcript has a single exon. NCBI's taxonomy places the organism in Eukaryota, Viridiplantae, Streptophyta, Magnoliopsida, Brassicales, Brassicaceae. The coding region runs from base 83 to 736 and encodes 217 amino acids.
CUCAUUGUAAACCUCAACAACAUACGAGACAAUCAAUAGUAUAAUUUAUAUAAAAGAGAGAGCGUUGAGAAAAGAAAGAGAGAUGUCCAGAGUUUUGUCAGUCGUUUGUGUCUUCCUUGCUCUGACUGUCGUCCAUGCACGUGCUCGUCAAGUGCCGGGUGAGUUUGAUGAGGGCAAGACGACGACACAUGACGAUACAACCACAACGCUCGUGCAUGCAAGUGCCGCUGAUCAGGCACCACCAAAAAGCCUCGGUGACAAAAAAUGCAUCGGAGGCGUAGCAGGAGUCGGCGGAUUCGCGGGAGUUGGUGGUUACGCCGGCGUGGGAGGUCUAGGUCUGCCACUCAUUGGAGGUCUUGGCGGUAUUGGUAAAUACGGUGGCAUAGGCGGUGCAGCUGGAAUCGGUGGUUUCCAUGGCAUAGGCGGUGGUCUAGGCGGUGUAGGAGGCGGUCUAGGCGGCCUUGGUGGAGUCGGUGGUGGGAUCGGUAAAGCAGGAGGUAUCGGUGGUGUUGGCGGUCUAGGCGGAGCUGGGGGUGGUUUAGGUGGAGUUGGUGGUGGAAUUGGUAAAGCUGGUGGUAUUGGCGGUGUUGGCGGUCUAGGCGGAACCGGGGGUGGUAUAGGUGGAGUCGGUGGUGGUGGUAUCGGUAAGGGAGGCGGUAUUGGUGGUGUUGGUGGGAUUGGCGGUGGACACGGCGUCGUUGGUGGCGUUGGCGGUGGGAUACUUCCACAUCCUUGAUGAAGAUACGAAGCUUUGGUAGAGUUUUGUGUUGAUUAUCCUUAGGGUGACUUUUGAUGUAUUUUCUUGUUUGGGUUUGUGUAACGUUUCCUUCGAUUUGGCCAUCGUGUUAUGUAAUGUGUGACUAUGUUUAGUCGUUGAUCAUAGUUACGUUUGUUUUAGUAUGAAGUUAUCUGCUA